This is a messenger RNA of Monopterus albus (swamp eel), 2251 nucleotides long. Its product is annotated as dnaJ homolog subfamily A member 2-like. The coding region runs from base 266 to 1501 and encodes 411 amino acids. Gene Ontology annotation, biological process: protein folding; response to heat. The record is from RefSeq and is a predicted model, not a curated record. Gene Ontology annotation, molecular function: ATP binding; Hsp70 protein binding. The transcript has 9 exons. NCBI's taxonomy places the organism in Eukaryota, Metazoa, Chordata, Actinopteri, Synbranchiformes, Synbranchidae.
UGUAUGCGUUAUACUCCAAUCAUACUAAUUUGUAAAUCGCACCGUUUUGUUCUACACGCAAAAUUUUGCGUAAAUGCAUACACCUUCUAACUCUUUUGUAAUAUGGUUGUCGUUUGUCUGUUUUGGCAUCUGUUGCCGAGUGGGUGUUUGUGUUUGCCUUAGUAUCUGGCAACCCUGGGUUCCAGCCUCCCCAUUGUAGCUUGCGUUGGAUCCACGCUCAGCUGAACCUCCGCAGAAGGUCUCUCAGUUGUAGCCGGUUAGCAUCAUGGCGAACGUUGCGGAUACUAAGCUAUACGACAUCCUCGGAGUUUCGCCAUCUGCAUCAGAAAAUGAACUAAAAAAGGCCUAUCGUAAAUUGGCCAAAGAAUACCAUCCUGACAGGAACCCUGAUGCUGGAGACAAGUUUAAAGAGAUCAGUUUUGCAUAUGAGGUACUCUCAAACCCAGAAAAGAAGGAGCUUUAUGAUCGCUAUGGAGAACAGGGGCUACGGGAGGGAGGAGGAGGAGGAGGCAUGGACGAUAUCUUCUCUCACAUUUUUGGUGGAAGACUGUUUGAUUUCAUGGGGGGACAGAGCAGAGGACGCAAUGGAGGCAAGAGAAGAGGAGAAGAUAUGGUGCACCCUUUGAAAGUUUCUCUUGAAGACCUCUACAAUGGCAAAACUACCAAACUGCAGCUCAGUAAGAAUGUGCUAUGUGGUGCCUGCAAUGGUCAGGGGGGUAAGGCAGGAGCAGUGCAGAAGUGUGUGGCAUGUAGAGGACGAGGUAUGAGAAUCAUGAUCAGACAGCUGGCCCCUGGCAUGGUCCAACAGAUGCAGUCAGUCUGCACAGACUGCAGUGGAGAGGGUGAGGUGAUAAAUGAGAAGGACCGUUGCAAAAAGUGUGAGGGUCAUAAGGUGUGUAAGGAGACUAAGCUUCUGGAGGUCCAUGUUGACAAAGGCAUGAAACACGGACAGAAGAUUACAUUCUCUGGGGAAGCUGACCAAGCACCCGGCAUUGAACCAGGGGAUAUAGUCUUGGUGCUUCAAGAGAAAGACCAUGAGGAGUUCCGGCGUGAUGGCAAUGACCUUCAUAUGGUCCAGCGUAUCGGCUUGGUUGAGGCUCUGUGUGGCUUCCAGAUCACUGUCACACACCUUGAUGGACGUCAGUUGCUUGUCAAAUACCCACCUGGCAAGGUUAUCGAGCCAGGCUCUAUUCGAAUGGUGAAGGGAGAGGGGAUGCCUCACUACAGAAACCCAUUUGAAAAGGGAGACCUUUAUAUCAAGUUUGAUGUCCAGUUUCCUGAAAACAACUGGAUUAGCCCUGAAAAACUCAAUGAACUGGAAUGCUUGCUGCCUGCACGUGCUGAGGAUCCUGUUAUCGGAGCUGAUGUAGAGGAAGUUGACCUGACAGAUUUUGACAAGAAUCAAGGGUUAGGAGGUAGAGCCAGGAGAGAGGCCUACAAUGAUAGUUCAGAUGAGGAGGGGGGUCAUCAUGGCCCAGGGGUGCAGUGCGCACACCAGUAGACUUGUACUAAUGAAGAGAUACACGCAUAAAAACACGAACAUCCCUUUGAGUCUCAUUGGUAACACCGUUCAAGACUUGAUGCACAUACAUGCAUAUUUCUCUCCUUUCAUGAUUCUCAUGAAAAUGAGACAUACACAAACACACACACACAUAUCAGUUCCAUGGUGCCCAUAAGUCAGAGAGAUCCUGGAUGUGCGAUGACCAUUUUCGUCUUUAUGGACAGUAUUGCUGAUCAAAGCCACCGGCAAGUAAGUGGUCUCAUUCUCAAGAGUUCCGCUUACUGAACUUGACUCAGACUUUUCUGUUUUCAUCCUAGGUUUUUACCUUUCACUGUGGGAAAUACCAGUAUAGUGUAGAAAAUGCAAAUGCUGUUGACUGUCUUGUAAAAGGUGUAGUUGAGUCGUACUCACAGGCGCAUGCUGCUGCUUGCUGAAGAUCUUGCAUAUGUAGAUCCAGGGUUUGGGCACUACAGAGAAAUCUGACACCACCUGUUUAAAUUUCUGUGUGUCAGAGUACCCUGCUAUCAUAAGAGCCGAUUACAGCCCUACAGGUGCAUUCUCUGCACAGCCUGAUGAGAACUGCACAGGCUUAAUCCACAUCCUUCUCUAUGGUGAACUGUAAUAUUUUGAAAAUGGGACUUGCUGGUCCUGUUUGUCCCUAGCUGUCACACUGCUACAAUAUUAAUGCCCUAAGUAUAGCACCCGUCAGCCAGGCACCAUGUUCCCUGUUUUCUUAGUUUGGAAAAUAAG